This is a messenger RNA of Parascedosporium putredinis, 1767 nucleotides long. NCBI's taxonomy places the organism in Eukaryota, Fungi, Ascomycota, Sordariomycetes, Microascales, Microascaceae. The record is from the annotation of a GenBank genome assembly.
AUGAGCCAAACGCUAGUAUCUUCCCUCGCCCAGAGCACCAUGGACCUCCACGCGGAUCUCGUGAGCAGAUAUAAACGACACCACGCUGCCGUCGAAAAGGCAUGGCGCUCAUUCGACAAACAACAGCGUGCCAAGUGCAUGAAGGCAGGAGCAGCUGAGGGCGUUGUUCUCAAGCAUGCUCUAGACCACACUCUCGGCAAUGUGAACAAGAUUAUCCCCGAGUGGAACCUUCGAGACGUUUGCGAGGAUCCAGAACACGCCCUAGCUAUCCUCAAACAUCGGGCUACGAAUACCUUGAUGACGCAGUACGCCAUUGGCCACGACGGCGGCCUCGGGGACAAGAAUCUCAUCCAUAAAAUGAUGGUGACCCUGGAGCGAGGAUUGUGUAUUCGUGAGGAUAUGGGCAAUUUUGUCCUCCAGAGGCAGAUGACCCUAAUUCAAGUGCUCGUCAUCCUCAUCGAUGACAUUCUCGAAGAGGGCUCAGAGACGAGGGACAAGAGCGCCAUCAAGUCUAAGCCUGACAAGGCUGCUGCUGCGGCCUUCUCUCGUCUUACCGUGUCCGAGCCGCAGGCCAAAGUCUCCCUUCCUGCCCUUGUCGAAAAUUCGCGAGACCAAAAGGAGUCUCUCGAAGAAUACCUCCGCCUGCUCACCGAGGAGCCGGUCGUACUUACGCAUGCCGUCAACAAUUGGUUUUAUAGCCGAACGGAACUUCUGCCUGACGAAAAGGGCCGCCGUCUCCCAGUCCACGGGGACAAGUAUAUCAGUGGCGCCGUCCUCGAUGCUCUCCGAAACACUGUUCAGGGCGUGGCGAUCUGGGAGUAUAUCACGGGGGCGAUGGAGUUGUUUGCCAAGCCAGGGCAUGACAAGGCCUAUCGUGCGAUGCUGCUCCAAGAGCUGUCAAAUGUAUGCCAGAUGGAGUACGAGCGCACACAAGCCGUAUUCAAGCGCCAGGUCCAGACUGCUUCUGGUGACAAGUAUAUCAAACGCGUAUCCAAUGCCUACGAUAAGGCUGGCAACGCAAAAGUGUCUAUGAAGGGCAAACCCGAAGAUUUUACCCUGUCUGAUCCGCAGCUGAUGUACAUCUUGCGGCUUUGCCAGCCCGAAACCAACGUUGUCAAGGCGUAUGACUGGGUGAAAAAGCUGGGCGAGCUCCACGCCACCUAUCCCGAAGAGAGCGAAAAGAUGGAGGAGAGAGAAGCCGAGGCCUUGUAUGACCUGAUGAUCAUUGUGUCUUUUGUCCACGAUUUAUCCACCGUGGUCACCUUGCCAUCCGUGUCCAAGAAGACCGGCCAACGCUUUAUUUCUGAAGAUUUAAAGCUUCAGACUGAACUCAAUAAGACGCCAGAGGCGGUAGUUGAGACUCGGAAGCAAAAGGAAAAGGUCAAGACACGCCCUCCCCAUUCUUCGGUAUAUAAUAUCGCUCCAGCUACUGCGAGCGACGACGAGGAGGUGGAUGCCCCUUCGGGAAAGAUCAAGGUCAAUUCGUCCACCUAUGACGUCUUCUCCUCGCUCUUUACCAAGGACAAGUCCCGAGGCUCCGUUAAUUGGACGUCUUUCGAAGGCGCCAUGGCGAGCUUGGGAUUCUCUGUGCUGCCAAAAUUUGGGUCCAUCUAUACAUUUAGCCCUCCAGAGUCAAUGGGCGUCAAGAGAUCGAUUACUAUCCACCGCCCUCAUCAGUCCCGCAUCGAGGGGUACUUGGUGCCCAUCUUUGCCAGGCGCCUGAAGAGAGUUUUCGGAUGGGGCCAAGAUACUUUCGAGGUUGCUUAG